Messenger RNA from Nematocida ausubeli, 828 nucleotides. RefSeq lists its product as uncharacterized. Gene Ontology annotation, molecular function: structural constituent of ribosome; large ribosomal subunit rRNA binding. The transcript has a single exon. Gene Ontology annotation, cellular component: cytosolic large ribosomal subunit. The record is from RefSeq and is a predicted model, not a curated record. Gene Ontology annotation, biological process: ribosomal large subunit assembly; cytoplasmic translation. Bases 1 to 828 code for a protein of 275 amino acids. NCBI's taxonomy places the organism in Eukaryota, Fungi, Microsporidia.
AUGCUGCAAGUGAAACAACAACAGAAACAAACAAUUAAGACCAACAGAAAGAACCUGGUACACGACAGAACCCAGGAGUUCUUUGCAUCCUUCAAAAAGUUCAUGAUUGUGGACAUGAUAAACAUCUCUUCCAACCAGUGCCAGGAGAUUAGACAGGAUCUGCGAGGAAAGGGCGAGUUUUUAAUGGGAAAGAACACCACUAUUAAGAACGCUUUGAAGAAGCUGGCAGAGACCAACCCAGAGCUCAAGGAGGUAGAAAAAGUCAUUAAGAACAACGUGGGAGUCGUCUUCACCAACGGAUCUCUUAGCGAGAUUGAGGAUGUGUUUGAGAAGAACAAGGUGCACUCUGUUGCCAAGCCAGGAGAUCUCUCCCAGUGCGACGUAUGGAUUGAGCCAAUUGCAACUGGACUUACCCCAGAAAAGACUGCAUUCUUCCAAGCUCUUGGAAUUGCCACCAAGAUUACAAAGGGUAAGAUUGAGAUUUUAUCCAAGUGCCAGGCCCUGUACGAGGGAAAGAGAGUAGGACACUCUGAAGCAGCCCUGCUUGCUCUUCUUGGAGUCACCCCAUUCGUCUACAAGAUGAAGGUGCUUUACGCAUACUCCGACGGAAAGUUCUUCGACACCGAGUAUCUGAAGAUUACUCCAGAGUCUGUAGAGACAAUGGUGAAGGAGGCAGUGAGCACUCUUGCUGCUCUUGCUCUUGGUGCUGGAUACGUAACUGAAUCCACCGUCAGCCAGGAGCUCCAGAUUGGAGCAAGAAACCUCAUGGCUCUUGCUGCAGCUGCCGAGUACGACAUGCCAGAGCUUGCAUCAGUUCUAAAGAAAUAA